Solenopsis invicta (red fire ant) is the source of this 1502-nucleotide messenger RNA. Its product is annotated as protein phosphatase methylesterase 1. Gene Ontology annotation, biological process: protein demethylation. The coding region runs from base 193 to 1356 and encodes 387 amino acids. Gene Ontology annotation, molecular function: protein methylesterase activity. The transcript has 8 exons. The record is from RefSeq and is a predicted model, not a curated record. Lineage: Eukaryota; Metazoa; Arthropoda; Insecta; Hymenoptera; Formicidae.
CUCGUGUCCUCGACGUUCCUUUCGCCGGUGAGUCCGUUAACAGGUCGUGUAACGCCUUACACGUCACUUUUUUUCUUCGUCGUCUCCUACGUACGCGCAAUCGCUGCGUCGUGAGGUGUUCCCUUCUGCAUAUAUGACUGCAACUGAAAGCACGAGUGCGAGAAGCGUUUCCAACGUCUGCGAUUCGUUAACAUGUCUGCCCUUCAAAAGUCAGUUUUGAGAUCCAAAUUUCCAAUGUCGGCAGUCAAUUUUUCGGCUUUGAACACCAGACUUGGGAAGUCGAAGGGAGCCCAGCGAAGGAGAGACUAUGAACCGGUGCGGUGGAACCCGUACUUCGAUCAUUCCAAGGAUGUGCCAGUGGGGCAGAACACUUUUCACGUUUAUAUCACGGGCACUGAGGGACCGUUAUUAGUUUUAUUGCACGGUGGUGGUUACAGUGGCUUAACAUGGGCAGAGCUAACAAAAUCGAUUAUGACAAUGGUAUGGUGUAGAGUCAUGGCUAUUGAUCUUAGGGGUCAUGGAGAUACUCACACCACAGAGGACGAAGACUUAUCUGCAGACACUUUAGCAUCGGAUGUUGCAGCUGUUGUAGAUAUAAUUGCACCCAAUACUCCGAUAAUUCUUUUUGGUCAUAGCAUGGGUGGAGCAGUAGCUGUAAGAGCAGCUUCAUUAAUUCCAAAUUUAUAUGGAUUAGGAAUUAUAGACGUUGUAGAAGGCACAGCAAUGGAUGCAUUAGCCUCAAUGCAGAGUUUUUUAAGAUCUCGACCAUCUAGUUUUAGCACCAUACCUCAAGCUAUAGAGUGGUGUGUUCGUAGUGGACAAAUUCGGAAUAUACAAUCGGCAAAAGUCUCGGUUCCUGGACAGAUAAAGAACAUUGAAACUAGCAAAUUAGCAACUCAUGAUAUUGACACAUUGCCAAGCCAAUACAACACGUGUGAAUCUAAUCCAGAACCAGUUGUACCACGAGAUGAUAUUAUCCAAGAGGAAGAGUCAUCCAGCAUGCCACCACCGCCACCUGCGUCUUCUGCUCCCACUACUAACAGAAAAUAUGUCUGGAGAAUAGAUUUGGCAAAAACGGAACAGCAUUGGUUUGGUUGGUUUAAGGGAUUAUCGACGGCAUUCUUGAAUAUCCCUGUACCGAAAAUGUUGUUGUUAGCAGGAGUAGAUAGAUUAGAUCGUGAACUCACUGUAGGACAAAUGCAAGGUAAAUUUCAAAUGCAAGUAUUGCCCGCUUGUGGGCACGCUGUUCAUGAAGAUGUUCCAGAUAAAGUAGCGGAAGCUAUUGCUACGUUUAUGGUCAGGCAUAAGUUUGCAGAGCCAGCAUCAGAUUUUCCACGGACUUUUCCGGCUUGUUAAGAAAAUAAUUAAAUAGUUGUAAUGUAUGGGAUAAUGUGAAGAAUUUUCUUUUAAUUUAGUUAAUAUAUUUUAUUUAUUUCAAGAGAUUAUACCACCAAAUAUAGAAACAUAUAUGUGUAAAUAAAGACAUCUUGAAAAAAAAAAAA